Molecule: messenger RNA, 2272 nt
Organism: Microdochium trichocladiopsis
Lineage: Eukaryota; Fungi; Ascomycota; Sordariomycetes; Xylariales; Microdochiaceae
Product: 1-pyrroline-5-carboxylate dehydrogenase
Exons: 3
Coding region: 214-2052 (612 amino acids)
Cellular component (GO): mitochondrial matrix
Molecular function (GO): L-glutamate gamma-semialdehyde dehydrogenase (NAD+) activity
Source: RefSeq, a predicted model, not a curated record
CAUUGCUCCCCUCCUUCUCGAGUCGCUCGUGAUUCUCAGCACCGCAAUAACACGACAAAUCCCUGGGCCCCGCUGCUCCUCCCUCGACACCACAUCUUCGCGCACUUGAGAGGGUGCAGGUUCACUUCGACACACGCAGCCUACAGUACUCAAGCACAUAUUUCCCAAAAGAUUACAGCACCACUGUGGUUGGUCUACCGCCACAUCCACACAAUGGCUUCCAUGAGCAGGACAAGUGGCGCCCUCGCCCGCGCCUGCCAACAGCAGCCCAGCCUCCUUGCCUCAUACAGACUCCCCAGCCGAACGGCACGGUCACUGCGGCCCAUUCUUGCUGCAUCCAGCACAUCGUCCACGACGGGCAGACACAAUGGCGGUGCUGUCGCCAGCAAGCGGGCAGCUUCCAACAUGGCCACCUUCAAGAUCCCCAAGGUUCUGAACGAGCCCAAUCACCACUAUGCCAAGGGCUCCGAGCAGCGAGCUGGCCUCCUGUCGACGGUCGAGUCCAUGGCCAGCAGGGGACCUGUCGAGGUUCCCCUGUAUGUCGGCGGCAAGGAGGUCAAAACAAGCCAGACAGCUACUCAAAAGAACCCCUCAGACCACUCUCAAACCCUUGCCACUUACUCCCUCGCCAGCCCUGAGCAUGUCGACACCGCGAUAGAAGCUGCUCUUGCCGCCAAGCCGGCCUGGGAGUCUCUCCCCUUUGCCGACCGCGCUGCCGUCUUCCUCAAGGCCGCCGACCUCGUCUCGACAAAGUACCGCUACGACAUCAUGGCCGCCACCAUGCUCGGCCAGGGCAAGAACGCCUGGCAGGCCGAGAUUGACUCGGCUGCAGAGCUCGUCGACUUCCUCCGCUUCAACGUCCAGUAUGCCGAGGAGCUUAUGGCUCAGCAGCCCGCACACAACGCCCCCGGCGUGUGGAACCGCGUCGAGUACAGGCCGCUGGAGGGCUUCGUCUAUGCCGUGACUCCAUUCAACUUCACCGCCAUUGCCGGCAACCUCGCGGGCGCCCCGGCGCUUCUGGGCAACGUCGUCGUCUGGAAGCCCUCCGAUUCCGCCAUCCUGUCCAACUGGCUACUGCUCCAGAUCCUCCACGAGGCCGGCCUCCCCAAGAACGUCAUCCAGUUCGUCCCUGGCAACCCCGUCGAAGUCACCAAGCAGGUCCUUGCGCACAAGCAGUUCGCUGCACUACACUACACAGGCAGUACCGCCGUGUUCCGCCAGCUCUACGGACAGAUUGGCCAGGCCACUGCUGAGGGCCGCUACGUCGGCUACCCACGUAUCGUUGGCGAGACGGGUGGCAAGAACUUCCAUUUGGUCCACCCAUCUGCGGACAUUGACAACGCCGUGAUCCAGACGGUCCGCGGUGCAUUUGAGUAUCAAGGCCAGAAGUGCAGCGCCACGAGCCGCCUGUAUGUGCCCAAGUCACGCUGGGAAGAGUUCCGCACCAAGCUCGUCAAAGAGACCGAGGCCCUGCAGAUGGGCAAGCCCUGGGAUGUGCAGAACUUCAUUGGCCCCGUCAUUCACGAGCCCAGCUUCAAGAAGCUCUCGGGCGUCAUUGACGAGGCGAAGAACGACUCGAGCCUCGAGCUGAUUGUGGGCGGCGAGUACGACGGCAGCAAGGGCUACUUCAUCCGCCCGACCAUCUACCGCGCUGACAGCCCUUCGCACAAGCUGUUCCGGCAGGAGCUGUUCGGCCCGGUGCUGACCGCGUACGUGUACGACGACGCGGCGGGCGAGUCGGCGUUCCUCGAGGCCUGCAAGAUGGUCGACACUGCCAACGAGUACGGCCUCACUGGCUCGGUCUUUGCCACCGAUCGUGAUGCCGUCCGCGUCGCCGAGGAGGCCCUGCGCAACUCGGCUGGCAACUUCUACAUCAACUGCAAGAGCACCGGCGCCGUGGUCGGCCAGCAGCCCUUUGGCGGCUCUCGGGCCAGCGGCACCAACGACAAGGCUGGCAGCAUGAACCUGCUCAGCCGGUUUGUCAGCCCGCGCAGCUUGAAGGAGGAGUUUGUGCCCACGCUGAAGGUGGCGUACCCGAGCAACGAGGUUUAAAAAAGGAUGGGAGUUCAAUAGACACCCAGAGAUUUAUUUGAGCGUGGGGGCGGCAGAAGCAGGACUUGGAUUUCAGCAAUUUGCUGCAAAAAUAUGACUAGUCCUAUGCUAUGACUUUUACCGUAGAGGGCGCAUAUUCAUUUUUAUACGGCGUUUCCAAUCCACACAUGACUUUAAAGAUGACAAUAUGAAUCAAGAACAAACUUAUGUGCCAUGCUAG